Molecule: messenger RNA, 729 nt
Organism: Ramularia collo-cygni
Lineage: Eukaryota; Fungi; Ascomycota; Dothideomycetes; Mycosphaerellales; Mycosphaerellaceae
Exons: 1
Coding region: 1-729 (242 amino acids)
Cellular component (GO): nucleus; cytoplasm
Molecular function (GO): ribonucleoside-diphosphate reductase inhibitor activity
Source: RefSeq, a predicted model, not a curated record
AUGGCGAAUUCCGUUCAUUUACGCAAACGACAGUUCCAGCCUUCGAACCAAACAACACUCGAUUCUUUCUUCAACCGAAAUGGCGACCCACGCAGUCCAAACUCGCCGAUGUCUCCAGCCCUUCCGGAGGAGACCCAGGCAUCUCUUCUCAGUGUCGGCAUGAGGGUGAGAAAGGCCGUACCCGAGGGUUAUCGUACCCACAAGACGGUAGGCCACGCCGGCUUUCCAUUCCCUAGCUCCGCGCCGAUUGCACAGCGACCUUCCUACAACGCGCCCAUUCGGCCAACUCUCAGUCAGACCAACACGAGAGAGCUCGCGCCUUUCUGUGUACUACACAAGGUCGGAGGCUGGGCGGCGCAAGAAGUCACAUCCUCGGCUCCGGCAGAAUGGGAUGACGAUGGGGAGGAGGAGGACAUGCCCGGUCUGUCAUUCUCGCAAUACACACCCUCUUCUUCGAACAACAGCUUCGUGGGUGUAUCACAACAGUCCAUUGGUAGCGCAAAGAAAAGAUCAUACGAGGAUGACGUAGAAGACGACAUGGACGCCUUCUUUGACCAGGUGGCUGCUGGAGAUGCUGCUGCUCACCGUGACAUAGCAAGGCCAAUUGCCAGAUUGAAGGGCUCUAGUCCGACCAAGACUGCUCAGAACAGUGUUGUUCGCAUCCUGGAUGUGGAUGACUUUGAGGAAGCCGCUUUCUUGGCGCCGAUUGAGGGCAUGGAAGUCGACUAA